ACUCACUUCCAUCUCUAUUGUUUCUAAUGUGCUCUCAAGUUGACAACAAACCAACUGUGCAACAGAUUGCACAAUUAUGUUACAACAAAUUCCGCGAAUUACCAAAAACUGGCAAACCCACAAAUGGACAAUGGACAGUAUUAUCAGGAGUAGUGCAGUACAAUAGGCGAACACAAACCAGUAAAGUAGUGUCUCUGGCAACGGGCACCAAAUGCAUUGGCCGCACUAAACUUUGUGCCAGUGGAUUCAUAUUAAAUGACUCCCAUGCCGAAGUACUCGCAAGACGUGCAUUUCUCCGGUAUUUAUACUACGAAAUACUGAAAGCCGCCAAGCAACAAAGGCAGCCACAGGAUAAGGUUGACGAAACAAUAUUCAGCUGGAAGUCAGAUUCAGUUUAUUUUAUGCUCGACAAGGAACUAGAGUUUCAUUUUCUAAGCACACAAACCCCUUGCGGGGAUGCGUGCAUAGUAGAUGAAUCUAAGGAAUCAUUACCAAAACGACAACGACUUGACGUUGAUAAUGACAAUGAAAGUGGAAUGCCAUUAUGUGACAGCAAUUCAGUUUUUACGGGCGCAAAACUGAUAAAUCAGGACGUAAAGACUGGUGAUGAUUGCAUGCUUCAAACACCGGCGGCUUUACGCACCAAGCCCGGUCGUGGUGAACGUACGCUGUCCAUGUCCUGCAGCGAUAAGUUAUCUCGCUGGAAUGUGAUCGGUAUUCAAGGAGCGCUGCUUGAUAUGCUGAUUGACAAGCCCAUCUACUUCAGUAGUUACAAUUUUAGCUGUCGCUACGCACAUAUUGACAGCCUAAAACGAGCCAUUUACCAACGAUGGCGUGGUAAAAACUAUCCACAAAGGUGCUGCCCUCCUCAAGAGCCACUGAUUCGAGUUGAUGCGACGCAAAAAUUCGAGUACGCACAACGUGCAGAUUGGCAGCCAUCACCGAGUGGUUUAAUUUGGUCUCAAAUGCCAGAAUUAUUGCGGCCUUUUGAAAUUGCGGUCAAUGGCAAACGCCAAGGCGUUACUAAGAAGCAAUUGUCCACUCCACAAGCCGCAUGUGCAGUUAGUAAAUAUAAGUUACUCCACGGAUUUCUAGAUAUUCUGCAUUGCUGCAGCGAGUUGCGUGAAAAGUUGCAGCUGCAAUUGACUGAUCUGGACAGUUUGUCAUAUGCGAAGUGUAAAAACAUGGCUGUGGAUUAUCAAUUGGCAUGGUCACAAUUGAAAUCUGAAUACUUCCAACAAUGGACCCAAAAGCCGAACAAUCUGCAAGAAUUUGCUAAGCACGCGGCGUAAAAAUGUUGUCCUUCCCCCAAUAGACAACAAAUUGCUGAUGAAGUAUAUUUUAGAUUUAUUUAAAUUAAGCCAUCGCAGACGCUCAAUGUAAGCCAUCCAUCUAGUGAAAGUAGAAUCAGGUCUAAGACAAAUGGAAGUUAAAGUAAGCAAAUAAAAAUGCAAGCUCUUUAAGUUUACCCUUAAAUGGACUAUAUGAUCUAGAGUUCGCCUCGAUAGACUCACUUCGCGUAUGCACACCUAAGCUAAGAGCACACAAAACUAAAAUAAAUCAACCUCUAUUUAGUUAUAAACGAUCAAUCUUCUGCUUUCUAUUCUGUACUAAUAAAACCCAUAUAAUCCUAUGAGUUAAUGGUGGGGACUGCUAGCAAAACCAAAAUCGAUAUUUUUCAUACAGCCUAGUCAAAAAUCUUUAGAUCUAUUAGAUAUAUAGUAUAUUCAACUACUGCAGUCUGUUGCCCGAGUCCGUCAUAUUGAUUAACCUACCCAGCGAUAGUUAUUAAGAAUGUGGGUUAAUCGCAAGAAAAGAUUCAAUAAUAAAACUAAAGUAUAAAAAAAAUAUAUUUAUGUUCUCCAAUUUUAUAUAUGAAACCAAUGUCCAGUUUCCGAUUAUUUGAGGUUUCUAUAUUUUUAUAUUUAGCGUGUUCGUAUGAAAUGGAUGAUUAAGUAAAUAGAAAUAAUAAAUAUUACAGGCACUCUGAUAGGUGAUGUCAUUAAAACUGUGGCAUUAGGAUCGAUCAUUACUCGAUUUGAACUCCAAGUGAAAUGUAUCGCUAUAAACUUGUUACGGUGUUGCUUCUUCAAAUCAUGUUGCCAUUGGCACUGGUUGAAAGCUCUAAUUUUAGCACUAGAGUAGAGUACAAGGAAGUCAAUACAGUGCCAAGUAAUUUGCAUAAAAAACCUGGAGCCUUUCAAAUUAAUCGGACGCAAUUAUUAUUACAUAGCAAAGGAUGAAGAAAAUUGGUUUCAAGCUGCACAGAAAUGUCGCAAACUAAGCAGCAACCUUAUUAACUUAGCGAAUGACGAAGAACGUCUGUUCAUAAGUUUGUAUCUCAAUGAGACUAAGAAGUAUUGGUUGGAUCUUAACAAUCUCGGCCAGGAGGAUUAUAUUUCGAUUAGCACGGGAUCGCAUCCUGUUUAUGUCAAAUGGAUCGAUAAAGCCAUGAAAGUGGAUGACGAAAGAAAAUGCGUGGCAUUAGUAAGUGAUUCUCAAGAGAAUGGGUUUGUUAUGAAAAAGGUGAAGUGCUUAGAAAAGAGUCGAUUUAUAUGCCAACUAAAGUCUCCACGCACUAUUUCCAUUUUGGUUUGGUGAUAAGUUGUGUAAAUUAAUGAAUAAUACAAACAUAUAUAAUUCAUUUGAUUAUAUACUUAACAUAGCUAAUGAAUCACAUGUGAAUUUAUGGCCUUCAUUAAAAUUUGUAUGUUUUUACUGUA
Molecule: messenger RNA, 2723 nt
Organism: Drosophila nasuta
Lineage: Eukaryota; Metazoa; Arthropoda; Insecta; Diptera; Drosophilidae
Gene: Adat1
Product: Adenosine deaminase, tRNA-specific 1
Exons: 4
Coding region: 27-1292 (421 amino acids)
Biological process (GO): tRNA processing
Molecular function (GO): adenosine deaminase activity; RNA binding; tRNA-specific adenosine deaminase activity
Source: RefSeq, a predicted model, not a curated record